Messenger RNA from Haliotis rufescens (red abalone), 1655 nucleotides. RefSeq names its product protein toll-like. The record is from RefSeq and is a predicted model, not a curated record. Gene Ontology annotation, molecular function: protein binding. Lineage: Eukaryota; Metazoa; Mollusca; Gastropoda; Lepetellida; Haliotidae. Bases 378 to 1655 code for a protein of 425 amino acids. The transcript has a single exon.
GAAAUAUUGUCGUCUGUUUAUGUGCGCAGUGAGGUGCGACUUUUGACCUUUGAACUUCUACAUUACUACUCUCAGCCAAUGGACGCUGAGCAUACGCACUGAAAUGCUCUGACAAAGACUCGUGGAGUUAAAAUAUAAAAAUCAGGAAGUGGGCGAUUCAGAGUGUUUGUUUUGCGAGGUGAGUCGAAUGUUAAUUCAGCGCCACUUUUAGCAGACGGCAGUAUUAUUGGAGUCGAGUUGGCCUUGAUCAAUGUCAGUAUCUUCGAGCAGACGACACAGGUUUGAAAGAAACUCGUGUUCGUCUUUCAGCAGAUAGAUUUGAAAGACACACAAACGAGUGUCCAUCUCUUAACAGACAAUUUUGGAAGACACAAAUAAUGCUGUUUUCUCUGUCACUACGUUUGGUUUUCCUCAUCGCGAUUGUCUUGAUCAGUGUGUCUGUCGGAACCAGUGUCACCGUGGAGGACGUCCUUCAGUGUUCUGUAGAUGACAUAUGUUGCACUAACAUGAGAGAGGACAGAUUGCCGAACCUCAUCUUGAAUUACGACUGCAGUCAGCCUGACAACGUCACCCUUCUCCUACCACCCGGCACCAACAAAACAUCCCCAUUCCGACUCUUCUUCUCAAACCUGUGCAUCACACGUCUCCCUGAGGAUAUAUGUGAUUAUCCCAACAUUGCAAGCAUACGUGCGGUGACCGGUAAAAUCGAAACAAUUCCCAGCCUUAGCUGUCUGAAGAAUUUGAUAGCUCUGGUACUUGUCAACCAGGAAGUUAAAUCUGUUGAGACGGGUGUGUUCGUUGGUUUGGAAAGGUUGAGAUACAUCAACCUUGCUUAUAACAAAAUACAUACUAUUGAGCCAGGAGUGUUCAGUGAAGACUUACAUGGAUUGAUGAGGGUUCAUCUUGACUACAACGAGCUGACAGCGUCUGAGGCCUGGCCGAUAAGGAUUACCCAUCAAUUCUGUGUUUUCGGCCUUAGUCACAAUAACAUAUCCCAUUUUUCAAACGAAGAAAACUGGUUAGUGGAUGAAUCCAAACACUAUGGACCCGGUAUGGUAGGCUUUUCUCACAAUUUGUUUACGACAUGGGUUUUAGAGGAAUUGGAGAUCUAUGGAAUUCGUGAUCGGAAAAUUGGUGGGACAUUAAAUAAUUGGGGGUUUGACUUCAGACAUAAUAAGUGGAUCUGUGAUUGCAAUUUUCAUGAAUUUCUCCACCUGUCAUCGAAUUUAUAUACGGUAAUAUGGAGGAACUACUUAAAUGUUCUCUGCGACAGUCCAGCUCAUCUGAAAGGAAAGCAAGUGCUACGUCUGCCACUGGAUGCGUUUGUGUGUAAUGUCACGGACAAAUGUCCUCAAGAAUGUUUAUGUCAGGAUCAGCCAGCAAAAAAACAGAUGUUGGUUGACUGCCGUGGUAGAAACUUGACACGUUUACCGUCCAUGGUUCCCGACGGUAAUUUAAAACUGCUUUUUGGCGAUAAUUCCAUUACCUUCUUGGAAGCAGUAGGUUAUUUGCAAAGAACAAAAUAUCUUGACGUAUCUAGAAAUAAUAUUAAAAUUAUUGCACCUUCAGCAAUUGACCUUUUGCAAAAUGGGGUUGCAUUUCUGGGCCUAUCGGACAAUCGUCUUGAGUUCAGAACAUCCAUUAUUCUAAACUAG